This is a messenger RNA of Arachis ipaensis, 898 nucleotides long. The record is from RefSeq and is a predicted model, not a curated record. NCBI's taxonomy places the organism in Eukaryota, Viridiplantae, Streptophyta, Magnoliopsida, Fabales, Fabaceae.
UUUUGAUGUUGCCUCUGAUCUUUGUAUGCAGUAUCCAUUAAAGGAUUCGGGGCUGUUUCUUGUGAAACCGCAGCAGGAUUAUUUUGCAGAAAAGCCAACCAACAUGGAAAAAAAGGUAAAAUGAUGUCUACCAUUCUCAUUUUAAUAUUCCACAUGAUCUUAUGUGUGACUUACAGCUAGUGUUACAAUUAACAAAAAUUGUUAGAGUCGUGAUACUUGCCCAGCUACAUACAUGACAUGAUGAGCACGCUAUUUAAAAACAACUCCAUUGAGAAGCUUGCGGAGAUUGAUGAGAUCAGAUUCGGAUUCUUGAGGCUUGUUCCAAAUUGGUCGGUGAAGCAAGCCAUCAUGGUUCACCUGGUCGAGUCAUAUCAAGUGAAGCCAAGAACUUUUAUACUCGACAUUGGAAACAUCCGCCUCAAUGCCGAGUUAAUCGGGAGGGUUUUUGGCAUUCCGUCUCGAGGCGAUCCAUUCCCAUCCCUGGAUGACAGUAAUCCCUGCCACGUGACUAUCAAAAAGAGGUUCUAUAGACAGACAAUAACUGAACUCUGGGAUUUAGUUUACAACUGUCCAAUGGCAACAGAAUAAGAUAGAAUGGAGUUCAGGAGAUAUUUUUUACUGGUGGUAAUAAAAAUGUUCCUGUACCCCACCACUCAACAGGUAAUUUCGCCAUGGCACAUCUACCCCGUCUUAGAUGUUUUUGAUCCACGAAGAUUCAACUGGCUGUUGUAAACUCUAAAGUGGUUCAACAUGGCAACCGAGAAGUAUAAGCUGAAAGGGAACAAAAUUUGUGAAGGUUGCAUCUUCGUCAUGCUGGUAGGACGUAAUGACUAUUAGUAAAUUCAGUAUGCUAUUUUUUUAUGUAGAACAUAACUUGUAGAAAAUUAAUUUCCUAUGC